Messenger RNA from Bicyclus anynana (squinting bush brown), 1714 nucleotides. RefSeq names its product arrestin homolog (gene Arr1). The transcript has 8 exons. The coding region runs from base 57 to 1202 and encodes 381 amino acids. Lineage: Eukaryota; Metazoa; Arthropoda; Insecta; Lepidoptera; Nymphalidae. Gene Ontology annotation, cellular component: cytoplasm. The record is from RefSeq and is a predicted model, not a curated record. Gene Ontology annotation, molecular function: G protein-coupled receptor binding. Gene Ontology annotation, biological process: signal transduction; G protein-coupled receptor internalization.
GCGGCGCGCCCGGCCACUGCGUCUCUGCGCGGCGCCGGACGAGCCGCGACCACAAGAUGGUGUACAACUUCAAAGUGUUCAAGAAGUGCUCCCCCAACGGCAAGAUCCUGCUGUACAUGCCCAAGCGGGACUUCGUGGAUCACAUCUCAUACGUGGAGCCGAUCGAUGGCAUCGUGGUGGUGGACGAGGAGUACGUGAGCGACCGGCGCGUGUUCGCGCAGGUGGUGUGCACGUUCCGGUACGGGCGCGAGGAGGACGAGGUCAUGGGGCUGUCGUUCUACAAGGAGCUGUACCUCGCGUCCGAGCAGGUGUACCCGCCGCUGCAGCAGCGCCCCGCCGACCUCAGCCGCACGCAGGAGCGGCUGCUGAAGAAGCUGGGCCCCAGCGCGCUUCCCUUCCGGCUGACGCUGCCGGCCGGCUCGCCCGGCUCCGUGGCGCUGCAGCCUGGCCUGGAGGACGAGGGCGAGCCGUGCGGCGUGCACUACUACGUCAAGCUGUUCGUGGGCGAGACUGAGAUCGAUCGCAUGCACCGCCGGAGCACGGUGGCGCUGGGCAUCCGCAAGGUGCAGUUCGCGCCCGACAAGCCGGGCCCGCAGCCCUGCACCGUGGUGCGCAAGGACUUCGUGCUGUCGCCGGGACAGCUGGAGCUGGAGCUCACGCUGGAUAAGCAGCUGUACAUCCACGGCGAGACGGUGGCCGUCAACAUCAGCAUACGCAACCACAGCAACAAGGUGGUGAAGAAGAUCAAGGCCAGCAUCCUGCAGACGGUGGACGUGGUGCUGUUCCAGAACGGCCAGUACCGGAACGUCGUCACGGGAGUCGAGACGCAGGACGGCUGCCCGCUGCAGCCCGGCGCCAGCAUGCAGAAGGUGGUGCAGCUGCGGCCGGCGCUGGGCGGGCUGCGCGACCGGCGCGGCAUCGCCCUCGACGCGCAGCUCAAGCGCGCCGAGACCACGCUCGCCUCCACCACGCUGCUGCUGGACCCGGAGCAGCGUGACGCGUUCGGCAUCGUGGUGAGCUACAGCGUCAAGGUGAAGCUGUACCUGGGCGCGCUAGGCGGCGAGCUGAGCGCCGAGCUGCCCUUCAUUCUCAUGCAUCCCAAGGACGGGCGCGCGCGGCUGGUGGCGGCCGACAGCGAGGCGGACGUGGAGAUGUUCCGCCAGGACACCGUGCUGCACCAGGAGAGCGUCGAGGUGUACUGAGCCGAGCGCCGAGCGCUGAGCCUGAGCACUGAGCGCUGAGCCUGAGCACUGAGCGCUGAGCCUGGGCACUGAGCAGCCCUCCGCCGAACAGUAAUAUCAUAUACUCCAGAACAUUGUAUUUUUCUAUUUAUUGUGCUAUUCGUACUUUUUAGAUAUAUAUUUUUGAUUAUAAGUUGAUAUUUUUGCUAAUAGUCACAUCCUCGAAUGUUUAUUAAAUGCUUUAUUAUUAAAUCGAUUAGUUGUUUGUUGUCUAUGAGCAACUCUUUAUUUAUUUAUCAUAGGUUCUGUGAUCUCAAUAGUGUAUUGAUAACAUCAUUGGUACAAUGGUGUCCAACGCCUCGAUCGGGACAGUCAACGUUGACAGUGUGUGUGUGUACCUACGCCUCUCUUCAUCGCUGAAUAAUUAUAACAACUAGGUACGAACGCCUAAGCUUGCUUUUUAAUAAUUUAUAAUGUUGUUACCAAACUAACUUUUUAUUAAUUGAAAUAUAAUAAAAUAUUAUACCUAUUCA